This is a messenger RNA of Serpula lacrymans var. lacrymans S7.9, 836 nucleotides long. RefSeq lists its product as uncharacterized. NCBI's taxonomy places the organism in Eukaryota, Fungi, Basidiomycota, Agaricomycetes, Boletales, Serpulaceae. Bases 398 to 598 code for a protein of 66 amino acids. The transcript is spliced from 5 exons. The record is from RefSeq and is a predicted model, not a curated record.
ACAAAUUCUCACCACAUUCAAUUUCACUGAUUUACGUACAAUGUUUUGCUGAACCGACAGUAUUAGUACGCGUAGCAUACGAUCACAGACGUACCUUCAUAUUGUGUAGAACUAUGCUCGUCCGUCAAAGAUAGUUUAUUUAUGGAUUCCAAGCGUCCACUAGAGCAGACCCACACAAAAGUUGAACGAGUGUUUCCGUCCGUACGCGAUGAUGAAUGAUUUCGAAUGAAAGACUGCAAGCAAUAAAACUCUCCCACUAAAAAUUACUUCCCAAUCGCGUAGCAGCGCCGCCAGGAAGCACACAGCUUCUGUUUUGCGAACUUGCCCCCGAUACAAGGGCGUAGGCCUAUACCAGUGGAAGUAAAGCAAUAUUGGGCAGUAUCACAGUUUGGGAAAGAUGGCAGGAAAUGUGUCGAACACGAUACCGAAAGCUGUGAACGUCUCCAAAUCUUGCAAACUAGAUUCCUGCUCCGCUGUAUCACCGCCCGAGGAUGGUGAUGGGUCCUUUGCAUGUCGUUGCGACAGGCGAUACACGUAUGGCGCUGGAAAGUGGAACGGACGGCAUUUCAAAAUCGAGACCAAGUCAGUGUCCACGUAGAACCCACAACUGAUGUGCUCAGUUUAUGCACGAAUACCAAUCAUAUCCACUGCUAGAAGAAAACCAGGCUCUCUUCAAUCGACAAUCUGGAAGUGGAAGCAUCACAGCUAUUGUAUGUCGUCGUCGCCAUGAACAAAGUUGAAAAUGCACCCCGAGAUUGCUAAUGAAAUCGAUAACACCUCGAGACAAGCCAGAUAGUAAAAACACCAGUGGUGCAUCUGUGAUGGUCCCCGGAUAU